AUGUAAUCACCCAAUCCUAUAUAAUAAAAUGAGGAUUAAAAUUUACGAGAUGACAUUUCUUCAAAACCUUCCUUAGCUAGAUCAAACACUUUUUAGCCAAUACCAAAAAUAACAAAAAAAUUUACAAUAGGGGGGAAGGAAUAUUCAUAUGUAGGACCUGAUCAUCCUUAUAUAUAAGAUUUAUUCUAGCUUGUAGAGGAAAGAGAAAGCAAUCCUAAAUUUAUUUGGAUCAAUAAAAUAAUAACCAUUAAUAAUUAGCUAGAGUAGUGGUUUUCUGCUAAAUGCAGAUUUUUUGAUGGAGGUUUUGAGAUAACCCACUAUCAUGUGUUAAUUUGGUUUUUCUAUUUGAUUAUCUAUGUGGUGUACAUAAUCCAAACUUUAGAUUUACAAAAUUCCUCCGAGGUACAAGCAAAUGCUAAUAAAUAGAGUAUUGUGUAUAAUCUAGCAGGAUUAGGAGCAUUAUUUACAAUAUAUACAUUAGUAAUAAUAAUGAUUAAGCAAACUUGGAUAGUGUUUAUAAUUACAUUUUUAGGGGUGCUACUGCCAAUUUGGUUCCUUAGUAAUAAUUAUCUAAACUUACUGAAUUUGAAUUCAUCAGCCAACUACGAUUUUUCUAUGAUUUUUAUACUAGCAUUCAUUGUGUUAAUUGUGCUGAAUGGAUUAAUAGUUUCAUAAUUGUAUAUUUGGUUGAAAAGCUUUAUGAAAGAGUUCUUUGCAGCAAUGGUAGUUAACUUUUGGUGUCUAUUCUGUGUGUUCUUAGUUGGAUACUACGUGUUAGAAUAUGUUAUCGUUACAUCUUAACUAGUAUUUUCAGAUUUGAUAACUUAUGUUCUCUCUACACUUUAUAUUCCAUUGCUUUUAAUAUUGGUCUUUUCAUGGUUUAUUAUUAAGGCCAGAUUGUUUGAUUGGCCAGAGGAUGUAAUAUAGACAGCAAUUGAUAGACUAAAGAACAUGCUUGAAAAACAAUACAUUCGAUCACAAACAACGCAGUAAUAAACUUUAAGUUGGAUAUAAAGGAACAAGGUUAGAAUAAUAUCAUAUAUGAUUGGAAUAUUUUAUUUCAUUGUUGAGAUUUGGCUAUUUUUAAAACUAUCAUCAAUACUUUAAAACUAGUAUUCCAACUAUAGUGAAAUUAUGACCUUAGCUUUUGAAGUUACUAUUGUUCCCAUUUAUUUAUUUUUAGGUGUUUUUAUUUCAAUCACCAACAGAGAUUUAUCAAAAACACUGUUAUACAUCCCAUUAUUUUUAGGAGCUCCAAUCAUAUUUUCGUUUUUGAAAUUGUACUUUUAUUUGGAUUCACAAUCUACUACUUAGGACAUGGUUCUAUCUAUAGGAGAUGCUAUAUAUUAUGGACCAUUAUUUUUAUUUACUAUUUGGCUGACUAUUAGCAUGAUUGGUAUUGAAAAGCGAAAAUUACAAAUGUAUUCAUUAGGAUUCUUAUGUUUCUUUUUGGCCUUUCCCUUAGGAGUACUGAUUCCACUUUAUUACGAAUCUGAUGAUGGAUCCUUAUUAUAUACUAGUUAUGUGUUAGUAGGAAUAGGAGCCAUCAUCUUGAUUGUGAUUUUUGCUUAUUUUAUCAAAUUAUCCAUAUCAGCUGUCUGGAGAGUCAAAUAAAUCUCCGAAGAUGACUUCCCCAACUUCGGAGAAUAUGCCUAUUACAAUUUAACUCCUUAUGGAUUAUGGAUUAAUGCAGCAUUCUUUCUUUUAUCAAUAUUUUUCUUAGGAGAAUUCUUUUGGUUCUCCUAAGAAUUUGAUAAAGAAUAUCAACCAACAGAUGUAGAAAUUGGAACUAUUUUCAGUUUAUUAGUAAUGCAUCCCAUUUUAUUCUUCUUAACAAAUUUAGCCUUAUCGGGCAGAUCAUUGUAAAUUAAAAAUGAUUUUGAAAUUACAAAUCUAGACAUGGAAAAAAUCGAAUAAAUUGAAAAUGAAAAAAAAAUGAAAGCCCUCAAAAUAUAGAAUUAUACUGUGCUAACUGGUUUGAUAUGUCCGAUUGUGGUCUUUAUACCAUUUGGUGCAAUAAUAUCAAAUGAAAUAUUCUCAACCUUCUUUAUGGCUUUGGCUUUUGGGUUACCAUUAAUAUUCCUACUAUAUAAAGUCUUAACAUAUAUUAAGAAUCAAUCAGAAGCAUAUGAAAACUUUUUCUCUUCCUUUGUAAGCUCAUUGUUAUGGUGUUGUGUUAUUUUUCCAUUUGGCGUCAUUGUGCCUAUGCUAUCAAUUGAAUUUGUUAACACUUCAGAGAACUUUCAAACCUUUGCCUAAAUCGCAGUUGCAAGUGGUUUAUUUAUCUGCAUUUUUGGUGUGACUGGUACUUCUCUCUUUUUCUCUAUUUUACUUAAUAAAGAAGAAUUUGAGAGGAAAAAACGAUUUGUUGUCGAAGGAUUGAUAGCUUAUUUCUAUAAAGAGCAUGUUUAUAGUGAUAUGGCAGUAUGUUCUUUAAUCUAUAUGAGAUAUUUGAUUAUUGGUAAUGUUGUGGAAAGGAGAGUCAAGAAAUAACAGAAACCUGGGCUUCAAGAUAAAAAUAAUAAGGAAAUCAAUCAAAAAUAAGAAAUUAAACAAAUAUUAGUUAAAGAUUUAAUCGAAGAAUUCAAACCUGUUGGUCCUAUAGAAUAUUUAGGAGAAGAUUUGGAAUGCAAUAAAUAGUUAGUUUCAAAACUUAAUUAUGACAAAUUUACAAAGGCAAUAGAAUAGAAAAAGAUUGAAGAAAAAGAAAAAAAACAAAAUUAAUGUUUAAUGAUGUUUUGGGAAUGUAUUCAAUGUAAAUGUGGAUUAGAAGAAAUAGAAUAAUUAGAAAAAGAUAAGGAAAAUGAAAUUAUUUUACUAAGAGACAUCUAUAAAAUGGAUGAAGAAUAAGGCUAAAUGAUGGAAUAAUUAAUUCCAGAAUUUUCAAGCGUCUACAAGUUGAUGGAUGAUAAUGAAAAGACAGGAUUACUCCUAAACUUUGAAUUAGAACCAACUGCUCAAAUUUUAGCUUAAAAAAAAUAACAUAUUGAUGUUGAGUAAUUAGUAUCCUCAAAAACAGAAAAAUUUAGAAAUUUGGAAAGAAAAGAUAUAUCAAAUAAAGCAAUAAGUAAAAUAACAUCAACUGAUUAUUAUUAAUCACUACAACAGGAUAAUAAUUUAUUUCCAUAAUUUAUGCAUGAGGUUUUUAUGGAGUUUAGUAAUUAAGAAGAAGGACUUCCUCCCUCAAUUUGUUAUAAUGAUUUCAAGGAAUUUUGUAGAUUAACAGACUUAAAUUUUGGAAUCAUAGAAUAUACAACUCAUGCUAAAUAAAUAUGGUUAAAUUAAACUUAUAGUUUAAGUGAAUUAGAUUUUGCAAAUUUGCUCAAAUCUGCCUUGCCAAACAACUCUGUUGAUAAAUAUUAAUAACUAAAGCAAUUAACAUUAAGUAAUAUUUAUCCAGGUUUAAUUAAAUCUAUAAAAUCACUCUAUAGUAAUUUAAAAGAAACCAAUAGAUUGCUUCUCAAUAAUGUACUUGACCCAAAAUUAUACCCUUUUUGUUAAGAAAACUUUGAUGGAAGAAAACAAACUAAGUAAGAAAUGUAGGAUGAAUAAAGCAUGUUGUUACUUCAAAUUAAUGACGGAUAAAACUCUCAAAAUAAUCAGAUUAAAAGGGCUAACAGUAUUAAAUUCCCAAAGAAAUCAAGAAAACAACUUAACUUUGAAUAUGCAGAGAAAGUUUAGGAGGUAGAACAUAAAUAUGAUAACAAAUUAUCUUGUUGCAAAAAGUGUUGUUAUAGUUUUCUUAGAUGCCUGAACUUAGUGUUUUGUUAAAUAUUAGGAGCGUGCUGGAAAACUAUUUUAGGAGGCUUUGAGGAUUAGAAGAAAAAGCCUGUUAGAAAAGGUUGGGCUUAAAGAGUAAAUGAAGCUAGACUAGAGAUGAGAGACUGGAAACAAGUUGCAAAAGGUGGUAUUGAAGAACUCUUCAGAUAAAUCAAUAUUUACGAAGAGUAAUAAAAAAAAAAGUUAGUUGUAAAAUAGUUCAGACCUACAUUAAGUAACAUCAUUGCUAUUUCUACAAGAUUUUAUGAUGUAUAUGGUUUAGCAGCUUUAACCUUUAACAGUAAUGUCUCUUGGUUUGGUAAUGAUUCUGCUUCAUCAGUGUAAGGGCAAGAUGUUGUUGAUGGAGCUGCAUUUUAUGAUUCAUAUGCGUUUUACUUUUAUGCAUCCCUUUUUGCUUCUGUGUUGUAUGGAAUUUUAGGAAGGAUAGCUGUUCAUCAUGUAAAAUAAAAUACAUUUGGCCAAAAUACUUUGAAUGGGUUACCAGCCAGUUAUACUCAUCCAUAAUGGUAUUUGACAAAAGCAAUAUAAAUCUUAAAUGGAUUAUUCCUUAGAAUAAUGAAAUCGUUUAUUGAUGCUUUUGUUUGUGACUAUGAUAUUGUUGGCUCAGUUUCUUAUGUCUUAGUGAGAGACCAUUCUGUGGAAUGUUUAAGUGAAUAACAUUAUAUCUAUAUGGGACUAGCAUUUUUAGGAGUAAGCAUCUAUUAUCCAUUAACUACCUAUAUGCAACCUAUCUUUUAGUUUAAUGACCAUUCAUUAGAUUUAAAGUACAGAUCCACUUACUUAGUUGUUUACGUUUAAUGCAAACUAUUAAUACUCGGAUUAAGCUCGUUGUUUGCCAAUUUUGACUCUAACUCCUUUAUAUUUUAAUUAAUUUUUGCUUCCUGCAUUAUGCUUUUCAUUAUUAUCUUUUAUUUGAGGAUGAAACCGUGCCUUAUUGAUUGGUUCAAUAUUAUUGAACUAUUUCUGUUCAUUAUAGUUUUCUCUGUUUACAUUGGUGCCAUCUUGAUAUUGUUUACUUCAAAUUAUAUAUAUGGCCUACUAUUUACAGGAUCAACCACAGCUUUAUUGUUGAUUAUUUUAGCAAUAUAUUUUAUUAGGCAAUUUUUAGAUUAGAGAAGAAGAGAAAAAAUAGGAAUUGAAUCAGAUUAAUAGCAAUUACAAAUUAAAUAAAAGAAGGGAAUAACUAAAUUUGUUGAAACAAAAACAGAGGAAAGAAUGAGAAUUGCAAAUUUCAAAGGGAAGGAUAAAGUUAGAGAGGAGAAAUAGCUUAAGAUGAACUUUGAAACUUUGGAAGAAUAAGAAAAAGAACAAAAAUAAAUGAAAAAGAUUCAAGUUGCUCAAAAGCAAAAAUCUUAAUCAGAUUUAAAUUUAGAUAGUGAAUACAUGCCGAUUAAAUAAAUUGAAGGAAAUAUUAAUGAAGAUCCAAUAGAACAUAAAAAUAUUAAACUAUUCUAACAAAGAAAAACUUGAAUUUAUAUCAUGAAAUAAUAUACUAUCAGAUUUUAUAAUUCAUAUUAAUAAA
Molecule: messenger RNA, 5302 nt
Organism: Paramecium tetraurelia
Lineage: Eukaryota; Ciliophora; Oligohymenophorea; Peniculida; Parameciidae
Exons: 6
Source: RefSeq, a predicted model, not a curated record